Molecule: messenger RNA, 627 nt
Organism: Emiliania huxleyi CCMP1516
Lineage: Eukaryota; Haptophyta; Isochrysidales; Noelaerhabdaceae
Exons: 3
Coding region: 1-627 (208 amino acids)
Source: RefSeq, a predicted model, not a curated record
AUGGGUGCCUGCAGCUCCAAGUCGACCAACAACAUCGCCGACCCGGCAGAGGAGCCGCCUGCAGAGGAUCCCAAGGACGAGGCCGCGGCCGAGGAGAUUGCAGCUGAGGAGGGAACUGCCGAGGCGGCCGACGAGAUGCCUCCGCCGACCGAGCCGGUCAAGUCGUCCUCCAUCCUGGGCCAGGUGGUCGACUACCUCUCGGGCCGCAAGUCUGAGCCUGCUGUCGAGGAGACCGAGGCGGUCGAGACGGCGGAGGCCGACGCGCCUGCGGCGGAGACGGAGCAGCCGGUCGCACGUGCGCUGAUUGAGGCGGUCGAUGCGGUCGCCGAGAGGGACGACGCCGAGCAAGAGGAGGCUCGCGUCGAGUGGCGGGCAUACGCCCUGUCGGCGGGAGAGGCGGGCCUCGCCCGCGAGAUGAGCGUCACGCCAGAGGAGCUUGCUGAGGAGGAGCCGCCGACGCUGAUCCAGAAGCUGUCCAAGGCCUUCUCGAACCUCCUGCCCGCCCCGCCGAAGUGCAUGCCCGCCCGCCCCGCGCUUGACGAGGAGCCGGCCGACGCCCCGGCGUCCGCCGUGCCGGCCGCGGCGCAGUGGGGCACCAAGCGCAUCAGCCAGCAGCACUGGAAGUAG